AUGUCUGGCACAAACCCGGAGAAGCCUCCCAUCCAACCGGAGCAGCAGCUCUACCCUCCCCCUCCUACCGGCGAUAACAGCCAACAGCAGCCUCCUCAGUACUCUUACGGCCACGACCAAUACAACCCAGACCAGAAGAGUGCCGGUGGUCCCGGUCAGGACCAGCAGCAUUUCCCCCCUCCGCCCCCCGGCCCCCCUCCCACGAACCAGCCGCAGUUCACACACGCUCCCCAGCAGCAGCAGCAGCAGCAAUACGCCGGCGGCACCGCCGUCCCCCAACAGCAAUACGCACAGACGCCCGGCCAGCAAACUCCUUACAACCCCGCCGACCACGGCGCUGGCCACCACUACUCGCAACAACAAUUCGAGGGUCCUCCGGGCACGGGGGCAUCGGGCCACGCACAAAGCGGCCCGUACACCGACCCGGCGGCCGCCCACGCCGCGUACAUCACACCCGCAACCGACCCCAACCACAAGGAGAAGCGCGGAUGGGGCGAGCGUCUCUCCCAGAUGGGCAUGAAGGCCGCCGUGCCCAUCAACGCCUUGGCAAACAAGAUGGGCUCCCAGAGUUUCCUGCCCACCACCAUGGACAGAGAGUGCGACAAGGCUGCCAAGAUCCUCAAGAGCUUCUGCAAGGAGGGAAUCACAUCCGACGUGCCCCCGCAGACCCAGACGGGCGAGCACCUCGAGCCCGGCAAGCACGCCGAAGGUGGCCACGGCGGCUCGCGCCCCACGACGCCCAACAAGGAAAAGGUCCGCAAGGAGCAUAAGGCCAUUGUCAAGAUCCCCUCCAAAGUAAUCAACAAGGCCGUCGGCCUCGCCAUCUUCACCACCGCCCGCGUAGGCUUCCAAUUUUCCGGCGCCACCGGCUCCGGCAUCCUCAUCGCCCGCCUCCCCGACGGCUCCUGGAGCCCGCCCUCGGGCAUCCAAGUCCACGCUCUGGGCGCUGGCUUCAUGAUCGGCGUCGACAUUUAUGACUGCGUCUGCGUCAUCAACAGCCGCGAUGCUCUAGCCGCCUUCAUGAGCACGCGCGUCAGUCUCGGUCCGGACGUCGCCGUCGUCGCGGGACCCUACGGCGCCGGAGGUGUCAUGGACGUAGGCGCCUCCUUUGGCGGCAAGAACCCCGAGGCCAAGAGCGACGACCACGUCACCGACGCCAAGCCCGUCGAUGGCGGUAAGCUCAAGCCCGACGAGAAGGACAAGAAGCGCAGGAGCAGCAGCACGUCGCUGAAGCCUGUCUUCUCCUACGUGAAAUCCCGCGGCUUCUACGCCGGCGUCCAGGUCGACGGCACCGUCGUCACAGAGCGCAAGGACGCCAACGCCGCCUUUUACGGACAAAAGGUCACCGUCGACCAGAUUGUAAAGGGCCAGGUGCCGCCCCAAGGGCCACACGGCAUGUGGCCCGCCGGCGCGCACCCUCUCUACGAGGCCCUCCGCAUCGCCGAGCAACAGCAGGCUCUCCCCGAGGUCCACCUCCCCCAGGCGACCCCAGGUCAAGUCCCCGGUCAGGCCCCUCAGCAGCCUCAAUAUGCCGCCGGUGGCAGACCCGAAGGAACCGGUAUCCCGGCCUACGGCCAACAACAACAGUACGUCCACACAGAAGCCGGCGACCCGCUGGGCUCGCACCCGCCCGGCCAGGGCGGCUCCGUCGCCUCGGGUAGUCUGAGCCGCGAGGAGCAGCUUCCGGGGUACGUGGAUGACGGCGUGGCGCGGCCGGGCGUCGGUGACUACAAGGGUCACUACCAGUAA
Molecule: messenger RNA, 1749 nt
Organism: Colletotrichum orchidophilum
Lineage: Eukaryota; Fungi; Ascomycota; Sordariomycetes; Glomerellales; Glomerellaceae
Product: LAS seventeen-binding protein
Exons: 2
Coding region: 1-1749 (582 amino acids)
Molecular function (GO): phosphatidylinositol binding
Source: RefSeq, a predicted model, not a curated record